AUGACACAAGAAGUUCCGAAUGAAAAUCAAGUGCGCCACGGACUCACGAAUGUGCACUUGGGACGCGGUGGGGCAGGGAAUGUCCGCUCGCCAUCGCGCGAUCCGCAGGAGCAGUACCUACAUGAACAAGAAAAGCUGCGCGCAUUGGAGGAACAAGAUGCCAUGCAAGCCCAAGAGCUUGUCUCCCAGGUGUACGCAACAGGUCGCGGUGGUGCAGGAAAUAUCCCCGCCCAGGCACCUGUUGCCGAUCCUCCGCACGAGCGCGGUCGUCAAUUACAUGAAACGUCACGCCCAGAGCGUGUGUCUUCUCCACGCAACGUGGCAAGCAUCUUCAGGCCAUUGUCUCGUUCUCGGUCUAGAGAGCCGCGUACUUCAGCAGGUCGUGACUCGUCGUUGUCGCGCGUGGCCAAGUUUGAUCGUGUUCGUGAGGAACACGCAUAA
This is a messenger RNA of Malassezia globosa CBS 7966, 441 nucleotides long. RefSeq lists its product as uncharacterized. The record is from RefSeq and is a predicted model, not a curated record. The transcript has a single exon. The coding region runs from base 1 to 441 and encodes 146 amino acids. Lineage: Eukaryota; Fungi; Basidiomycota; Malasseziomycetes; Malasseziales; Malasseziaceae.